Lizanozyma spartinae is the source of this 2040-nucleotide messenger RNA. RefSeq lists its product as uncharacterized. NCBI's taxonomy places the organism in Eukaryota, Fungi, Ascomycota, Pichiomycetes, Serinales, Debaryomycetaceae. The transcript has a single exon. The record is from RefSeq and is a predicted model, not a curated record. Gene Ontology annotation, cellular component: HDA1 complex; nucleus. The coding region runs from base 1 to 2040 and encodes 679 amino acids.
AUGAACCUAUUAAAGAUCUUGGACGGGACACCCGAACCUCACAUCAUUGAUUUGUAUCUUGAUCGAGUCAAUGAAAGUGGUGAUUAUCAUCUUGCAACUCCCAUGUAUGACUUUCAAAAGGAACUCACUGACCUGAUUGUAUCACUUCACUAUUCAGAUAUCUUAAAGUAUUGCGAGACAAAUGAUUCCAGUGAUCUUAUCAUUAAAUCCCUUGAGAUCUGUAUCAAUAACUGUAUGUUGGUCAGCAGUCAUCCGUAUCUUCUUAUUAAUCAUUAUAUGCCCAAGAAUUUGGUUCUGAAGGGUAUGUCAAAUAAGAUCGCUGAGACUUCGGGGAAAUUUAGUGUACUUAAAGACUUGAUCAAUGUUAUCGUUAGAAACCGUUCCGUCGAACCAAAGGAAAUUGGUAUAGUCAUGAAUAAUAAUACAAAGCUUUUCGAUUUGGUUGAAGCAGUCUUGGUGGGGUGUACCAAACUGGGUCAACUUAAACGUUAUGUGGGAAACUAUGUAAAAAAGGAGUCUUCAAAAGUUGGAAAGAAUAAUAAUAAUAUUAAUAGUACCAGUAAUAACAAUACUAUUAAUACUGCUGUAAAUAAUGGUUCAGCUUCUAAUGGCUAUAAAAUGGGUGGUAGUGGUUCGACAUUUCACUUGAUUCCACAUGAUGGUGCAUUGACUAGAGAUGAGGCCAGAUUGUCACAGCUCAGCUUUGAUGCACUUAUAGUUUUUGAUGGAUACGUUGAUACCAAAAGUGUCUUUUUCACUAAACUUCGAACUCAAAAUAGAAGAGGUGAAGCUUGUAUCAUACGGUUAGUACCUAUGAAAACCAUCGAACAUGUUCAAUUGUAUUAUAAAGAUAAGAAAGAUGAUAAAGAUUAUCUUUAUAAUUUGAUUUCAGCCAUAGUGUGUCUUCGAGAUUUCAUAGGCAAUUUACCUCCUGAUUUGGUACCGAUUUAUAACCAAAACUUGAAUUAUUUGUCUGAAACAUUUUUUAAUAAGCUAUUCCAAGCCAAUAAUAAGACCAUCACAAGUUAUCCUGAAUGGCCAUUGCCUGAUUUGCCCAAGAUUCAUAAGUUUAGUUCUGCAGAUGUGGAAAGAUCCUUAUUGACUGAAGUACAUUAUCAUUAUACUCCAUAUGAUAGUAAUAAUGGAGGAGGGGAUGGGAAUAAGGAUGAUCUUGAUAAAUCUUCAACCAAUAAACGAAGAAAGGAAACUUAUUAUGAAUUGAAAAGACUUCAACUGGAUUAUGUUACUAAUCCGUUAAAGAAUGAAAUCAAUGAACUUAUAGGUAUUCAAUCUCAUGCUGCUAUCCCACCACCAAAGAAUAAUCAUUUACUUACUCAUACGAUAUUAUUCCAAUUGAAUACGGCAUAUAUGGAAUUAAAACUUGCAAGGGAGGAAGAGGAAUGUUAUAGGCAGUUUAAUUCCGAUCACGUUCAAACUAAUCGAUUAGGGAGAAGAGCCUUAGAACUCAAGCGAGUUUUAUCCAAGGUUUUAGAUGAAUUAAACCAUUGUGAAUCUCGAAUCACGAUUUUCAAUAAAAAGAUUAUUAAAAGAACUGAAGAAAAUGAAUCUACUUUGGGUGUGAUUGGAGAAAUCACCAACAAAUUGGAGAAUUUCACAGAAGAAAAUGAAAUUACCAAUAAAAAGGCUUUGACAUAUAUCUCUAAUCAAUUGAAGAUAUGGAAUCUUCAACAAGAAUUGAGUCAAUCAUUGGAUAAAAUUAAUCUGAAGGCUGAAGAAAGGAAAUAUAUGGAGAAAGAAAUAGACAAUGCCAAACUUGCCAUUGAAGAUUCCAAACUUCAAAUCCAAAAAGUUGAGCAAGAUAUAAAAAAUACGAAGACGAAAUACGAUAAUAUUGAAGUUGAGGUUGAAGUAGAACAUAAGAAGUUUAAGAAACAGAAAACAGAUUUGAUGGAACGACUUCAAGAAGUCAAAGAUUCUAAUCAAAGUUUAAAGAAUCGAUUAAGUUAUAAUGUACGAUUUUUACGAGACACUGCUCAUUUAAAGAAACGGAAAGGAAGAGGACUAACUCCAGGCAAGUAA